UGAGCGAUGAAGUGCGCGGAAGUGCGCAGUCGCGCUGUUUUGGAAUAUAAAGCAGCUCAGAGCGCCUCAGUGUGUCAGUGUGUGAGGUUCAGUCCCAGCCGUGUCACAGCAGCACAGGCCUCCUAGCAGCUUUGUCACAUUCAGUGUGUAACCAAUCAUGGGAAAGGAGAAGCUCCACAUCAACAUUGUGGUCAUUGGCCAUGUUGACUCUGGCAAAUCCACUACAACUGGCCACCUCAUCUACAAGUGUGGUGGAAUUGACAAGAGAACCAUCGAGAAGUUUGAGAAAGAGGCUGCUGAGAUGGGUAAGGGAUCCUUUAAGUAUGCCUGGGUGUUGGAUAAGCUGAAGGCAGAGCGAGAGCGUGGUAUCACCAUUGACAUUUCCCUGUGGAAAUUCGAAACCAGCAAGUACUAUGUCACAAUCAUUGAUGCUCCUGGGCAUAGGGACUUCAUCAAAAACAUGAUUACUGGAACCUCCCAGGCAGACUGUGCUGUCCUGAUAGUAGCAGCUGGUGUCGGUGAGUUCGAAGCUGGUAUCUCAAAGAACGGUCAAACCAGGGAGCAUGCUCUCCUGGCCUAUACAUUGGGUGUGAAACAGCUCAUCGUGGGUGUUAAUAAGAUGGAUUCCACUGAGCCCAACUACAGCCAGAAGCGCUAUGAGGAAAUUGUAAAAGAAGUCAGCACUUAUAUUAAGAAGAUUGGCUACAACCCUGAAACUGUGGCAUUUGUUCCUAUUUCUGGGUGGAACGGUGAUAACAUGUUAGAGGCCAGCCCCAAUAUGAAUUGGUUUAAAGGCUGGAAGAUCACCCGUAAGGAUGGCAGUGUGUCAGGAACUACUCUCCUGGAAGCUCUGGAUGCCAUCCAGUCUCCAACCCGUCCCACCGAUAAACCGCUUCGUCUGCCUCUGCAGGAUGUCUACAAAAUUGGAGGUAUUGGAACUGUCCCUGUGGGUCGUGUGGAGACCGGCAUUCUAAAGCCAGGGAUGGUGGUGACUUUUGCGCCUGUUAAUAUAACUACCGAGGUGAAGUCUGUGGAGAUGCACCACGAGGCUCUGUCUGAAGCCCUGCCAGGGGACAACGUGGGCUUCAACGUCAAAAAUGUCUCGGUGAAGGAUAUCCGCCGUGGGAAUGUUGCUGGGGACAGUAAGAAUGAUCCACCGCAGGAGGCAGCUAGCUUCACUGCUCAAGUGAUUAUCCUGAACCACCCUGGACAGAUCAGUGCCGGUUAUGCCCCAGUGCUGGACUGCCACACUGCACAUAUCGCCUGCAAAUUUGCUGAACUCAAAGAGAAGAUUGACCGCCGCUCUGGAAAGAAACUUGAGGAUAACCCCAAGAGCCUCAAGUCUGGGGAUGCCGCCAUUGUAGACAUGAUUCCUGGGAAACCCAUGUGUGUGGAGAGCUUCUCAGAGUAUCCUCCUCUUGGGCGCUUUGCUGUGCGGGACAUGCGUCAGACCGUGGCAGUUGGAGUGAUCAAGGGAGUCGAGAAAACUCCAACUGGUGGAAAGGUCACCAAAUCUGCUCAAAAGGCACAGAAGGCAAAAUGAAUUUUGUGUUGCACUGCUAACUCCAGUGUCGCAUACAACAGAACAGAGGUCCCCCAAAUCUACCCGAUUGGCUGCUUAAACUCCAUAGUCAUAGAUUGGUUAAUCGUUCCAAUGCAUCGUAAAUCUAUCAGAAGGAAAAAAUAUAAUCUAUAUAUACAGUAUAUAUAUACCAAGACAGGUUGUUUGACUUAAAUGUAUUCAAUUAGAGUAAUUUGUAAUAUUAGAUUCUUACUAUUGGAAUGUGACCUUUUUUUUGGGUUUUGACCAUUCACACUAUUAUGCGAAAUUACUACUCUUGAGAGGAAAUGUUACCAUGACCUCUCCUACUCUGGAGGGCAGUUUUACUUCAGUUCUUACAUGAUUGUCCUGCUUUUAGUGUUUGUUCGCAGAUAAAUGUGUUUUUAGGUUUUGCUGCUUUUAGUAACUUAUGUUACUUCUUGGUCUUUCUGACUAUUUAAGCUUUAAAGCAAUUGGAAAAUAAUCAAUCUUUCCACAUCAGAACAUUUUGGCACUUUUCAUGGCACUUAAAGCACUUGGCGUGAAGCUAGUUUUGCACAGGCACUUAUUAACUUUAAUUGGUUUGAGCAUCUGCACCUUACUGUCUUACUUGUCCUAUUUAAUCAAUCAGGCCAUAUUAAAGAUUCUGCACCCUAACCCUAA
Silurus meridionalis is the source of this 2203-nucleotide messenger RNA. It is a transcript of the gene eef1a1a, whose product is annotated as eukaryotic translation elongation factor 1 alpha 1a. The record is from RefSeq and is a predicted model, not a curated record. Gene Ontology annotation, molecular function: translation elongation factor activity; GTPase activity; GTP binding. Lineage: Eukaryota; Metazoa; Chordata; Actinopteri; Siluriformes; Siluridae. Gene Ontology annotation, biological process: translation; translational elongation.